Molecule: messenger RNA, 5037 nt
Organism: Chelonoidis abingdonii (Abingdon island giant tortoise)
Lineage: Eukaryota; Metazoa; Chordata; Testudines; Testudinidae
Source: RefSeq, a predicted model, not a curated record
AUGAUUGAUAACAAAGAGUUGGCAGAGGAGAGGGACGUUGGGAAUCAUCACCAAACUGACCAGGCAGCAUCUUCGUCAGUGAAAACUAAGAAUGACAGUAACAGGAAACAGAAGAAUGUCUCUGAGCAGAAGGGACAAGAAAAGGAGAAGAAACCAAGAGCAGAAGCUCUGAGCAGCCAGUGGGAGGAAGCUCAGCGAAAGGACCAGCCCCCUGCUUUAAAAGAGAAGAGGAGACAGCCGAGGUCCAAGGAGAAGCCGUUGCAAGAAAACGUCAUAAGCAGAAGCUCUCUAAAGCAAGAGGAGGCUGCUGAGAAUGAAAUCUCCAGCCAAAAGGUGGAAGAAAAAUCCGGAGCUCCAGAGGAGGAGAAGGCCAAGCACAGACAGGUGGAGUCUGAAUCCAUCCCAACCAAAAUUCCAGCUUCAGGGCAAGAGAGCACUCCCAGAGUCCUUGAGACAGCUGCCGAGGGUCUGGAUUGUAACGACCAGGAAGUUUCUCAUCCGAGGGAGCAGGAGGGUGAAGAGGGCCAGCCCAGGGAGGGGAGCGCUGAAAGGUUUGCACGCUCUAGGCUUGUAUUGGUUCCAAGACACCAGGAAACAAAACCCAAUGGGGUUGGUGGUGAAAACGCAGCGUUCUCUGGAGAUCUGGAUGGUUCAGCGGAGGAAGUGGACAUUACAGCCAAAGGCAGCAUGAAAGGGGAAACCACUGAGCGGGAGCCAGGUUCAUUCAUCCCUGAGGGGCACAGAGAAGAGAAACAAGUCAAAGACCGGAAAAGAAAAAGGGAAGAGGAAAAGGAGAGAGGGAGCAGGGAGCAGAAGGAAAUGGAAGUGAGGAAGAAAGAGAUCAAAGAGAAGGGGAAACGUGAACUAAAGGAAAGUAAAGGGGGCGUGAGUAAGAAAGAGGAACCUAAAAAGGAAAGGGAAGGAAAGGACCAGGAGAAGCGAGACGGUGCAGAGCCCAGCAAAGCCAAGGGGGAGAAGGGAUUCACUGAAGCCAUCUCCGGGAAAGGCGAAGGGCUGGAGGAGAUGGGAACGCAAGAGGGUCGCCCUAGGUUGAAAAGAGCAAAGGAGCCAGAGCAGAUGGAGAGUGGGGAUGAUGCAGACGGAUUGGAUGGGGGGGCUGGUGAUCAAAGCGAAAAGGAAAAGCAAGGGAGUGAGACAGCAGGGGUGGCAGAGAACAGGGCCAAUACAGGAGAGGGUGAAAUACAGACGGAGAGAGGAAAGAACAGAACAGAAGACAGAGAAAGGGCAGAGGGAGAAGAGAAGCCUGCCCAAUGGCUAGCAAGAACAGCAGAGGCUGAGGAGAAAAGGGAAGAUAAAGACACAGAGGGAGAGAAAAAGAAUGUCAAAGCAAAUAAGGAAGUGAAGGCAGAAAAGAACCAGAAAGAGAGAGGGCAGGAAAAGAGGGAAGAAAAGAUAAAGGAAGCGAAAAACAAGAGGGAAAAAAGGGAAGAAGAAAAGAACAAAGAGAGUGAAGAAAAGACGGGAAGGAAAAAAACGCAGAAGGAUAAAAGGAUGGAAGAUGAGCAAGAAAUGGAAAGGGCAGAAGAUGGGGCGAUAGAAGAACAAGAGGGAAGGGAUGAGAGAGAGAAUGAGAAAAGGGAUGAUGUGGAGGAAGAAAGGAAAAGAAACAAGAGAAUGAAGGAAGAGGAGGAGGAUGAGCAAGAGGGAGAAGGAUGGGAAAGGAAUGGAAGAAUGGGAGGUGAACAGGAAAUGGAGGAAAAGGAAAAGGAAGAUGAGAUGGAGAAAGAUGAAACUAGGGAAACAAAGGAGAAACAAGGAAAGGAGAUGAACCAGGCCAAGAAAAAAAACAAGGAGAGAAAAGCAAAGGAUGAAAAUAAACGCACAGAAGAGAAGGGAAGAAAGAGCAAAGAGAAAUCCAAGGAGGUGGAGAAUGAGGGGAGGUCAAGGAAAAGGAAAAGCAAAGAGGAAGGAGACAAGAAGAAAAACAAGAAAUUAAAGAAGGAGGAAGAUGAGAAGGAAAAGAAGAAAGAGGAAAACAAGUGGAAGUGGUGGGAAGAGGAGAAGACAGAGGAUGGGGUGAAAUGGAAACAGCUGGAGCACAAAGGCCCCUACUUCGCCCCUCUCUACGAGCCACUCCCUGACGAUGUCAAGUUCUAUUACGACGGCAAACCCAUGAAGCUGAAUGUGGCUACAGAGGAAAUUGCCACCUUCUAUGCAAAAAUGCUAGAUCAUGAAUAUACAACCAAGGAGAUUUUCCAGAACAACUUCUUCCAUGACUGGAGAAAGGAAAUGACCUCGGAGGAGCGGAAGAAGAUAAAGCAUCUGGAGAAGUGUGACUUCAAAGAGAUGCACAAGUACUUUGUGGAUAAAAACGAGGCCCGGAAAGCUUUGCCCAAAGAGGAGAAACAGAAACUGAAGGAGGAGGCAGAUAAGAUCCAGGAGGAGUAUGGGUACUGCAUCCUCGACGGGCAUCGGGAGAAAAUAGGUAACUUCAAAACCGAGCCCCCGGGGCUGUUCCGUGGGCGCGGGGACCACCCUAAAAUGGGCAUGCUGAAGAAGAGGAUCAUGCCAGAGGACGUCAUCAUAAACUGUAGCAAGGACUCUAAAACACCCGAGCCUCCAUCGGGUCACAAGUGGAAGGAAGUGCGCUGUGACAACACCGUCACGUGGCUGGCUUCGUGGACCGAAAACAUCCAGAACUCGAUUAAGUACAUCAUGCUGAACCCGAGUUCCAAGCUAAAGGGGGAGAAGGACUGGCAGAAAUAUGAAGUAGCCAGACGUUUAAAAGAUGUAGUUGACAAGAUCCGCUCUCAAUACCGUGCAGACUGGAAAUCCAGGGAGAUGAAGAAACGGCAAAGAUCCGUGGCCCUUUACUUCAUUGACAAGCUGGCCCUGAGAGCCGGUAACGAGAAGGAAGAAGGGGAGACUGCAGACACGGUUGGCUGCUGCUCCCUGCGUGUUGAGCACAUUAAGCUGCACCCAGAGCUGGAUGGGCAGGAGCACGUUGUGGAGUUUGACUUCCUGGGGAAAGACUCGAUCCGGUAUUACAACAAAGUGCCUGUGGAGAAACCGGUGUUCAAGAACUUGCAGUUAUUCAUGGAGAACAAAGACCCAGGGGAUGACCUCUUUGACAGGCUGAAUACAACAGUCUUGAACAAACACCUUCAGGAUUUGAUGGACGGGCUGACAGCCAAGGUGUUCAGAACUUACAACGCCUCCAUCACUCUGCAGGAGCAGCUGAAAGCGCUCACCAAUGCUGAGGACAACGUGGCGGCGAAACUCCUUUCCUACAACCGAGCCAACCGAGCAGUGGCCAUUCUGUGUAACCAUCAGAGAGCCACGCCCAAGAGCUUUGAGAAGUCGAUGCAGAACCUCCAGGCUAAGAUUGACGCCAAGAAAGAACAGCUGGCCGAGGCGCAGAUGGAGUUGAAGAGAGCCAAGGCUGAUCUCAAAGCCAAAAAGGAUGUGAAAUCUAAAGCUGCCGUGGAGAAGAAAAAGAAGCUGCUGGAGAAGAUCCAAGAACAGCUGCUGAAGCUGAAUGUUCAAGCCACAGACAAAGAGGAAAAUAAGCAGAUCGCUCUGGGCACGUCCAAGCUGAACUAUCUGGAUCCCAGGAUUAGUGUGGCCUGGUGUAAGAAGUUUGGAGUGCCCAUCGAGAAGAUUUACAAUAAGACCCAGAGGGAGAAGUUUGCGUGGGCAAUUGACAUGGCUGAUGAAGACUUUGAGUUCUGAGAAUGGGGCUUCCCACUGAGAAACGGAACCCAUGUUACCUCUUGCUCUUCUGGUAGCUUCGGAAGUUUUUAUGUAUUGGGGAAAAUACGUGUAAUGGAAGAAUUUGAUAUGUGCACAUAAUGCCUUUUUUGUGUAAAAAGAACACCCCGAGUUUAAAUCAGGAGCACAGGUCCCACUCCCAGGGGUACUAAUCCUGACCACAGUGGCCUUAAAUAUGAACUUUCAGUUCCUUCUCUCUGCUGCCAAGUGCUUCAUGUCUCCUUCCCUCUUCGGUUCUGCGAUGACAGUGGUUAGGUGCAAGUUUUAAGUAUGUAAUAUAAAGCUAGAUUAGAUUAUCUAAUCUCAUCUCCAUUCUCUGUGUCAGGCUGUCUCUACCCGAGAAUUAGCUUGACGAGAAACACUAAGGAAUGAUACUGCUGGAGCCAAGCAACUGGAAACACUGAAACAUGACUGAAGGGGUGUAGCAGGAGUCCUGGGUACACUGCGAGAAGGGAUAGUCUACAGAUUUCUAAACCUGUAUGAGCAUGAGUAAGAAUUACAGGAUAUUUUGUUUUCUCUAGUCUUUGGGAGGGGCAACUGGUUCGGAGACGCGCACACAAUCACGGUGAUCUGUAGGAAACAUUUGGUUUACGGAGGGAGAUUGAAACCCAAAGUGAAAAUCAUGUUGAUUUGAGCAAAUUCUGCUCGAAUGCAAGGUCUCUGUAUAACCUUGGUGUAGCAGGACCGUUCUCUGGCCCUGCUCCAAAGCCCACUGAUGUCAAUAGAAGUUUUUCCGUUGACUUCAGUGGGCUUGGGAUCAAGCUGCAGGUAUCUUUAGACUCCACAUCAGUUGAUGCAAAUCCAUUCAUUUUCAUAGUGUGGAAAUGUGUCAGGUCCAUGGCAGGGGUUGGAAAUGUUAGACAGGGGACAUGUAGAAGCAAGAUUAAGUAGCAUGCGACUUCACUGACUGAGUCCAUGUUUCUCACUGAUCUGGCAACGUAGGGCAGCAAGCUGCCCUCAGCACAAACGGAUGGGGAUCUACUGUAGGAAAAGUACAGUAAAAUGAAGAUGUUUGCCAUAUCACUUUGGAUCACUCGUUUUGAUACAAAGCACAAAGUUUUGUACGGAUCUUGCAAGCAAUAAGCCUAAAAAUACUUUUGUCAGGAAAUCUUUGUAUGCACACUAAGGGUUAAAUUGGCUCCAGGAUUAACCCUUCUGUCAUUCAGUGGAUAAAGUCCCUGUCACUGCGGUCUGGAGGUACUUUUCUGCGUGUCAAUUUUGAAACCGUUGCUCAUGUGUUAACUUAUUUAAGUUCUCGUUUCUGUUUGAAGUUAGGUGCUUGAAACAUUUCAUUAAAAACUGAAA